Trachemys scripta elegans is the source of this 441-nucleotide messenger RNA. Its product is annotated as CMRF35-like molecule 1. The record is from RefSeq and is a predicted model, not a curated record. Gene Ontology annotation, molecular function: transmembrane signaling receptor activity. The transcript has 2 exons. Gene Ontology annotation, cellular component: plasma membrane. Lineage: Eukaryota; Metazoa; Chordata; Testudines; Emydidae. Bases 1 to 441 code for a protein of 146 amino acids.
AUGACGGGCCCUGGGUCAGUGCACGGGCUCCCGGGCGGGUCAGUGGCUGUGCGGUGCCAGUAUGAGAGAGGCUACGAGGAUUAUCUGAAAUUCUGGUGCAGAGCAGGAACCGUGUGGUGUUCCAGUGGUCACAUCGUUUACACCAAUGGGUCGGAGGCGGAGGUGACGCAGGGCAGAGUCUCCAUCCGAGACAAUCACACCCAGCGCGUGUUCACUGUGACCCUGGAGAACCUGACACUGGCAGACGCUGGCACGCACCACUGCGGGGUACACAGGACUUUGCUUCCUGAUCUCAGGGCCACUGUGGAAGUCACCAUCUCCCCAGCCAUCCACACCUCCACCUCCACUGGAAGGCCCCCAGUGACAACAGAGCAGCCCAGCGGGGCUGCUUCCACAUCCAUUACACUCUCUAUAAGCAGCAACGACACUCAUGCACUGUGA